Messenger RNA from Zychaea mexicana, 614 nucleotides. RefSeq lists its product as uncharacterized. Lineage: Eukaryota; Fungi; Mucoromycota; Mucoromycetes; Mucorales; Lichtheimiaceae. The record is from RefSeq and is a predicted model, not a curated record. The annotation marks the transcript as partial. The transcript is spliced from 4 exons.
CAUGUGGAUGGUAUUCCUGCAAUACCCAAACAACCAGAGCGGUGUUCCCCUCCCCACCACCGACUGUGCCGUCCUCGCUAUCCCCAUUGCUCUUCGUACCCCUUCACCCCCGGUGGCUGUAGCCAGUGCCACCAAUGCCCCACCCACCCCUUACCUUUACCCGAGGAAACCAUCCACUGAGGUGUCUUCCAAACCCGUCCCGCCAGACGGUCGCCACACACAGAGUGCAGCAGGCGGCAGCACGCACACGAAGGCCGCAGCAGCCCAUGACCUAUUUUUUUAUAUUGACUUCAUGUCCUUCCCGAACUAAUCUCCAAAGCCAUCCAGAGACGAGACGGCCAGCCACACACAAGCACGAAAGAAAAAACAGCCCUGAACGCUUUCCACACCAUCGCGUCAGUUGACGCAUCGAAAACGCCAAAAAGAAAAGCACGCACAGAACGCGACUGCAGCAACGUACAACAGGAACACCAGAACGGAAGAAGAGGAGGAUCAGGAGGAGGAGGAGGAGAAGAGCACCGACAGAACCACGAAGCACCGAAACGAAAGAAAAAACAGCCCUGACGCUGUCCACACCAUCGCGUCAGUUGACGCACUGGAAGACGCCAAAAAAG